AUGGCGUCGCUGCUAGGCCAGCUCAAGAAGCUCGCCGAGUCGACGCUCGGCAGCGGCAACCUGAACGUGGCCGUGCGCCUCCCAGAGGGCGAGCGCCCGGAGGAGUGGAUUGCCGUGCACACGGUCGACUUUUUCAAUCACCUCAACAUUCUCUACGGCACAAUCACGGAAUUCUGCACGCAGCGCGAAUGCCCGGUGAUGUGUGCCGGACCCCGCUUCGAGUACCACUGGCAGGACUCGACCUCGACCAAGUACCGCCGCUCGACGCGCCUGUCCGCGCCGGACUACAUUGACUGCCUGCUGAACUGGACGCAGGCGCAGAUUGACGACCCGGCGCUCUUCCCAGUGAGCACCGACGCGCCGUUCCCGGCAAACUUUGUGGACCGCGUCAAGGCGAUUCUGCGCCGCCUGUUCCGUGUGUACGCGCACAUGUACAACCACCACUUUGCGCAGAUCUGUGCGCUGCGCCUCGAGACGCACCUCAACACGUCCUACCGCCACUUUUUGUUGUUUGUUACCGAGUAUCGCUUGGUCGACCCCAAGGAGAUGAUUCCCCUCGCGGAGCUCAACGAGGCUAUUUUGGACGAGAACUAG
Molecule: messenger RNA, 594 nt
Organism: Malassezia japonica
Lineage: Eukaryota; Fungi; Basidiomycota; Malasseziomycetes; Malasseziales; Malasseziaceae
Gene: MOB1
Product: Mitotic exit network component
Exons: 4
Coding region: 1-594 (197 amino acids)
Biological process (GO): positive regulation of protein phosphorylation; signal transduction; cell division
Cellular component (GO): cytoplasm; nucleus
Molecular function (GO): protein kinase activator activity
Source: RefSeq, a predicted model, not a curated record